UUAUUCUUCCUCACCAUCCUCUCUCCACUUACAAAACCCAUCUCUUCUUCUUUAACAAGAGCGCAAGCUCAAAAGUGCUCUUGUUCUCUCUUCAUCUUCUUCUGUACCUUCAUAGUAAUUUAGAACACUUCUUCUAACAACUCACAAAAAUGGCUAUAAAACUAGCAAUUCUCUUUACAACAUUUGUCCUUUUUAGCCUCGCCGACGCCAAAAUCCCCGGCGUCUACUCCGGCAGCGCGUGGCAAACCGCACACGCCACUUUCUACGGUUGCAGCGACGCCUCCGGCACUAUGGGAGGAGCUUGUGGUUACGGUAACCUUUACAGCCAAGGCUACGGGACUAACACGGCUGCUUUGAGCACGGCGCUGUUUAACAACGGUAUGAGUUGUGGAGCCUGCUUUGAGCUAAAAUGCGCCAACGACCCACAAUGGUGCCAUCCUGGUAGCCCGUCGAUUCUCAUUACCGCAACCAACUUCUGUCCACCAAACUUUGCUCAGGCCAGCGACAACGGAGGAUGGUGCAACCCGCCUCGUGCCCACUUUGACCUAGCCAUGCCUGUCUUCCUCAAGAUGGCUCAAUAUCGCGCCGGCAUUGUCCCCGUCUCAUACCGCAGGGUGCCCUGUAGAAAGAGAGGAGGGAUAAGGUUCACAAUCAACGGUCACCGUUACUUCAAUUUGGUCCUGAUCACUAACGUGGCGGGAGCAGGAGACAUAGUGAGGACGAGCGUGAAAGGUUUACGGACUGGUUGGAUGAGUUUGAGCAGGAACUGGGGUCAGAACUGGCAAUCUAACGCCGUUUUGGUUGGUCAGUCACUUUCUUUCCGAGUCACAGGCAGUGACCGUAGAACCUCAACUUCAUGGAACAUUGUUCCUUCUAACUGGCAGUUUGGUCAAACCUUUGUCGGGAAGAAUUUCAGGGUCUAAAAGCGAGUUUCGAGACACAAGAAACUCUCCGCUAAUUUCGCUUUUCUUUCUUUUUUCUUUAUUUGGGUUCAAAAGUUUAUAUAUGGAAAGGAGAGAAAGGUGUGGGGGAGAAUAGUAUCUUUGACUUUUGUGUGUGUUUUCUUUUUAAUGUUUUUUCUUCUUUUUUGGACUUUUAGUUGUGAAGGGGGAGAGUGAGAAAGAGUAGUUGAGGAGGCUGUGAGAAAAUUUUGUAACAGCCCGCAGCUACUUAAAAGUAUUUUUCAUGGUUGGGUUGUUGUAAGUUACAACUUGUAACGUUUAAUUUCAUGUAAUCUGAAGUAUGGUUAUAUC
This is a messenger RNA of Raphanus sativus (radish), 1253 nucleotides long. Its product is annotated as expansin-A4. The record is from RefSeq and is a predicted model, not a curated record. The transcript is spliced from 3 exons. Gene Ontology annotation, biological process: plant-type cell wall organization. Gene Ontology annotation, cellular component: extracellular region. The coding region runs from base 150 to 923 and encodes 257 amino acids. Lineage: Eukaryota; Viridiplantae; Streptophyta; Magnoliopsida; Brassicales; Brassicaceae.